Messenger RNA from Epithele typhae, 765 nucleotides. RefSeq lists its product as uncharacterized. Lineage: Eukaryota; Fungi; Basidiomycota; Agaricomycetes; Polyporales; Epitheliaceae. The transcript is spliced from 3 exons. The record is from RefSeq and is a predicted model, not a curated record. The coding region runs from base 1 to 765 and encodes 254 amino acids.
AUGGCGCGGUCAACAAAGCCCCAUCGUGACAUCAAAGUUCGCGUACCCAGACAUAACUCACAACGUAUCGGACCCGUUCUGACCGCAAACGUGGAGGCGGUGGCUCGCGAGAAGCGCAUUCGAGUGGAAGUCAAGCAGACGGCCCUUGAGCCCACAAGUGCCCUCGCUCAAGCUAUUGAGAGUGCCUCAGACUGGAAUUCCCUCCUCAUAACUGCCAGAGCCGAACGGGGUCCUCAGUGGGAUAUUGGGACCCAACAGUUCCACGUCGACGUGCAUUCCAACUUGUACUACGACCCCACGCCUCUUCGGGAACACAUGAAAGACGAGGAGCCACCAUCCUCAUCAUCCCACCCUCCACAGCGGCAGCACCCCGACACUGUCAGCUCUUCCCGAAUGCUGCGCACCGGCUCCAUGCAGGGUGGCAUGAACCCCCAACUUGCUCAAGCGCAAAUGUACGGCGGUCCCCAGGGCAUGGCUUCUCCACGACACGGCUUUCCCCCAGGCGGCAACCAAGUGAUGGCGAGUCCAUACGGCGGCAUGACUGGCAUUCCGCCCGGGCAGUUCUACGGCGGAGACGUCCCCCCUUCUCCCAUGUCGCGCGGACCGGGGAUGGGUAUGAACCCUGCGAUGGCCGGCUUGGGAGGCGGCAUGGUGAUGAACCCCGGGAUGGGGAUGGGAGGUAUGCCGCCCGACGGGGCUAUGUCUCCCGAGGUGCGUCGGCGGGUGACAAGAGGCAUGAGCAUGGACGAGUUUGGAAUGCACUAG